AUGCCUAGCCAACCGCCCCUCCCACCCCUCCUCAUUCCCUACGUAUCGUCUCUGCCGCCAUCCUCCCUCACAGUCCUAUCUUCAGUCCUAGGCGCAACAGGGAAUUGGCUAGUCCUACGAUUCCUAUAUGCUGCCUUGAAUUCGUCUUCCGCAUCAGACGCUGUUGCGGGUCUCAGCGACACCAACAAUGGGAGAAAGAGGAAGGUCGUGCUCGUGAGUUUUCUGCGGGGUUGGGAAUUUUGGAGGUCCGAGGCCAAAAGAUUGGGCCUCGAUCUUGCCCGCCUCACAGACAAACGCCAAUUCGCCUUUGUUGACGGACUCUCCGAACUUUUCGCCGCCCCCUCCAUUACUUCGACUCAGACAUCAACAAUCCAACCCUCGUCGCGAGGAACAGUGCCUCCCCGGACAGUUCUGCCCCUCAGGUCGCAACCCGGACCCGUUCCCGCGCGAGGACCGCAACCCGCUGCUCAGCCAGUCGCUGCACCUCCGAACCCGCCAACAUCGAGAGAAGUCGGGCCAGUUAAGCGGCUUCACCUAUCAGGAAAUGGGAAUGCAGCUUUGGAUGUGCUCGAGAAAGACAUUGCGGCGGUGAUCAAUGAUUUGAAAACAUCAACAUCCGGUGAUGAACAGGAAGAGCCCGAGGUGUUAUUGAUUAUCGAUCAGCCAGAUCUGCUGCUAGCCGCUACGGGUCCGAGCAGGGGCAUAGGCGCUACAGAGAUGGGAGAUUGGGUGAUGGGUCUACAACAGUACGCUCACGCAACGAUCAUGACGGCGUCCUCUGACUCUCCAUUGAUCCACAAUGCUUCCGCAUCUGCGCACCAGGGAGCAACUCCGCUGGAGACUGAGCAUGCCGCUUUUGCUAUCGGAUCGGCUCAUCGGGCGCACAUGGUUAUGCAGCUCCGAAACCUUGAAACGGGUGCCGCAAGGGAUGUCAGCGGUGUGCUCAGGGUCAGCAAAGGUGGCGCAUGGGGGCAAAAUGACAGCACCGAGGCUAAUGGUCAUUGGGAAGAGAAGGAAGUCCUAUAUUUCGUUCAAAGGGAUGGUGGUGUUAGCGUCUUUGGGCGAGGAGAAUAG
Molecule: messenger RNA, 1074 nt
Organism: Aspergillus tubingensis
Lineage: Eukaryota; Fungi; Ascomycota; Eurotiomycetes; Eurotiales; Aspergillaceae
Exons: 3
Coding region: 1-1074 (357 amino acids)
Biological process (GO): tRNA wobble uridine modification
Cellular component (GO): elongator holoenzyme complex
Source: RefSeq, a predicted model, not a curated record